Messenger RNA from Microdochium trichocladiopsis, 697 nucleotides. RefSeq lists its product as uncharacterized. The coding region runs from base 40 to 411 and encodes 123 amino acids. NCBI's taxonomy places the organism in Eukaryota, Fungi, Ascomycota, Sordariomycetes, Xylariales, Microdochiaceae. The transcript has 3 exons. The record is from RefSeq and is a predicted model, not a curated record.
GGAGGUUGGGCUCAUACUCUGCGCUGCUUGAAAGUAGCCAUGGAUAUCGAUGGCGAUCUGCUCGCCCACGACGGCAAGUCUUUCGACGGUCUCGUUCGCGAUGACGAUUCAGCCUCCAAAUCGAAACAAUACUUCACCACGAUCCAACUACUUAAGAUGUUCAGGAAGCACAUUGCUGUAGCCCCGCGUGAUUUGGCGGAGAUGCGUCAGCAUUGGGCCAAGACGUAUCGUGGGCAGCAGUCAGCUCGUCCAGGCCGCUUCAGUCUGGCGACACAACAAAGCCUGAACGAGAACUGGAAUAGGCUUGAGGCACAUGCGGGUGAAAUACAUUCUGGCCUGGUACGAUUGAGUCGCGACAUCGAGACCGAAGCUAGGGAAGCCUGGCGCGAUGUAAGUACGAGCACCAGAUGAUCAUCAUGAGCAAGCCGCUGCCAGCACAGACGAUAUCCUGGUCAUCUUGGCAAGUCUUGCAUCCAGGGGGCUUGUUCGCUGGCGCCGGUGCCAGUCUGGCAAUCUAUUGGAUUUUCUCAGCCAUGAGAAGAACGUAGUCCGCCAUCAAGUCAUACAGGGUGUCGGGUUGCUUACAUAGCGAAAGGCUGCAACUUGAGUCGUUGUUCAUUUAUGUCGGAGUCCGCUCAUGGUAGGACCCAGUUGGGCACGGCUCGUGCCGUUGAGCCUGGCGCGCAGCAUCUGCCGU